This is a messenger RNA of Gasterosteus aculeatus aculeatus (three-spined stickleback), 2000 nucleotides long. NCBI's taxonomy places the organism in Eukaryota, Metazoa, Chordata, Actinopteri, Perciformes, Gasterosteidae. The record is from RefSeq and is a predicted model, not a curated record.
UCUCCCCGCGCCUCUCUACGCACCGCACGGGCACGGGAGUCGAGCUGCACGCUUUGAAUAAACGAGGAAACGACUCACGCCCCCCUCCAUCCCCUCCCCUCUCUCCUUCUACCCGCCCCUCGUUGUGUCUGCUCUCAAAUGACUCAGUUAUGAGAGUGGCCGAGAGGAGAGAAGGACGCUUUUCCUCUAUUUGGACCGGCAGUGCGCAAAGGUGCGCUCCGUGGUCCGGCAUCAUCGGCACCAUCCUCAUCCGCCUCCUCUCCCUCCUGCGCUGCUUCUGAGAUCAACCCGAACCCCGAGAGGCGCAACGAGACCCUCACCGAACCCCCCCGUGCGAGUCACCGUGGGAGAUUAACCGCUUGCACCCUAAAAACACACGUGAUCGCAGUCUGGACGGGCUGCAGCGCUUCGAUCCCACAUUGCUGCCGUGGUCUUUGCAGAUGUGCUGUGGACUGCGGAUGAUUUCUCCUCCUCCCGCGGCUCAAAUUCAAUGGCAGACAAAGACUGCACUUCUCGCCGUUCUUCUUACCAUUGAGCUCAGGAAGACGGAUCAGGUCCACGGCUAAACCAUUGUCUCCUACACGUGCUUCUGUCUUAUGUCCAUCCCUCCUACCAUCACCAUGGCUUGUUUCCUGGCAUCCGCCAUUCUCCUGGUUCUCCAGACAAACGCUGCCCCACCAGAGCUCGUCCAGGCAGGAUUUGGCCUGGCACUGGACCCCAUGGAUCUUGACACUGGACUAGCACUCAACGUCUCUGAAGAUGGACCCUCAUCUCCGCCCCCAGGGACGAGUAAAAGAGCCCCACACAGUAUCAUUAUCGGGGUGCGUAAGGGCGGCACGAGAGCGCUGUUGGAGAUGCUGGACAUUCACCCGGAGGUUGCCGCUGCUGCCACCGAGGUGCACUUCUUCGACUGGGAUGAGAACUACGCCAAGGGCUUCGAGUGGUACCGCGAACUGAUGCCGUACUCGUACCCGCACCAGAUCACAGUGGAGAAAACUCCGGGCUACUUCACGUCACCCCUCGCGCCGGAACGCAUCUGUGCCAUGAACUCGUCCAUAAAGCUGCUGCUGAUCUUGCGAGACCCGGCCGAGCGCGUCAUAUCAGACUACACCCAGGUGUACUUCAACCGGCUGGAGAACCACAAGCCGGUGCAAGCCAUCGAGAACCUGCUGGUGCGCAAUGGGGCCUUGAACAUCCGGUACAAGGCCAUUCAGAGGAGCCUGUACGACGUCCACAUGCGCAACUGGCUGCGCCACUUCCCCCUCGAACAGGUACACAUCGUAGAUGGGGACGCUCUGAUUCGAGACCCCUUGCCAGAGCUUCAGAAGGUGGAGCGCUUCCUCGACUUGCCCCCAAGGAUAGUAUCCUCCAACUUCUACUUCAACCAGACCAAGGGGUUUUACUGCAUCCGAAGCGAUGGCCGAGAGCGCUGUCUGCACGAGUCCAAGGGGCGUCCGCACCCGGCUGUCAACAGCACCGUCCUCCAGCAGCUCCGCUCCUUCCUACAGGAACACAACCGAACCUUCUUCAGGCUGGUGAAGCGCACCUUCAACUGGCAAUGAGGCACCCAGAUCAGACUCAAGGGAGCCCUGUCCUUGUCUUUGAUGAGGGCAGACCGAGAGGGGGCAUGAAGCACUUUACAGAACUGACAUCUCAAAAAGCCCAUUGAAUAGCCACUUAAUAACCACUGCUGUGAUCUGUGGCUUCAGCACAGCAGUUGUAUAUCGACACGAUAAGGCAAACAAAAAAAAGAAUGAAAAACUGUAACUAGAGGCCUAAGAUUAAACGAAAGAAUCUCCAAGCUUAAUAAGUCAUUCUGUCUGUGCUGGAAGCGUUUAAGUGAUCAAAAUUGCUGUGAAAACACAUUUAUGGAACUUUUUUCCUUCUCGCUCUCUCUUGUUUGAUAUUCUUGUUCUUGAUAAUAAAUUGUUCUGCUAUCAAAUGUACCAGAAAAGUGGCCUCUCCGUUUUAUUCUGAAAAUAAAAAGCCCCGGAGCCCUU